AUGAGCGGGACACUCGAUCUCAGAGACCUUCCCGAAGUCUACUGCAAGGCCUGGGCUUCACGGGACCCGACAGAACUGCUUGCCCUCUUCUCUAAGGACUCGUUCAUGACAGACCAUGGCGCGCAGAUCCACGUCCCCUUCCCCUACUUGGAACGCCACCACAAGCACUGGAACGGCGCCCAUGACGACUUUGAGGUCUGGUUGGACAAGCAGUACCCCGUCUACUGGGCCGAGCUCGACGACCAGGGGAACGGGUACUGCAGCUUCAGGACGGUCAACAAGGGGGUGUUCGUCAACGACCUGGGAAGACGCAAGGCCACGGGAUUACCGUUCCAGUAUUCGGGCGUUAUUGAUCUGAAAUUGAAGGGAGGCAAGAUCGUGCAGGCUGAUGAGUGGCUGAGGGUACCCUUUGAGGACAGCGUUUCACCGGACAAGUAUAUUACCAUUUCGGAGGAGAGUUUGAAGGGUGUUAUGAGGAAGGAUCUCCAUAAGUCCGAAUAG
Molecule: messenger RNA, 501 nt
Organism: Diaporthe citri
Lineage: Eukaryota; Fungi; Ascomycota; Sordariomycetes; Diaporthales; Diaporthaceae
Exons: 1
Coding region: 1-501 (166 amino acids)
Source: RefSeq, a predicted model, not a curated record